Ceutorhynchus assimilis (cabbage seed weevil) is the source of this 294-nucleotide messenger RNA. The record is from the annotation of a GenBank genome assembly. NCBI's taxonomy places the organism in Eukaryota, Metazoa, Arthropoda, Insecta, Coleoptera, Curculionidae.
AUGGAUGGUCAGGAGGCUGAGGCUGCUUUGACUGAGCUUGCUCGUUUACAAGCUCAGUUAGAUCAACUUAGGACCGAUCAUGGUAUCCCAGUUGCAGACGCUCAAUCACUCCGGUUGGACCACUAUAGAGUCCCUAAAUUGCCCUCAUUUUCUCAAGUUGACCCUGCCCUGUGGUUUUUACAGGCUGAAAUAUCUUUGAGAAAUUCCCGCAUCACAGCCCAGUCUUCAAAAGCUGAUACCGUGCUUGCAGCAUUGGAUGUGGAAGUUAUAGGUUGUCGUUCCUCCACCUGCUGA